AUGAGUCCUUCAUUUCUCUUCCUCACACUUUUCCCAAGCCUAGCCCUUGCCCUGCCAGGGACAACCCUCGGCAAACGCUCCAGUACACUCAUUCCAACCACCUGCUUCGAUUCCAACGCAACCCUAAACGAGUACUUCAACUAUAACUACCCAUGGGGCGACACCCACAAUGGCGCCGCCAUAAUGAGUAGCGCGAACGCCAUAAUCUCCACACCCGGCACUUUAACUCUAAACGCAACCUACACCGGCGCCUCAGACUACGCCUACGACUCCGGCACCGUCUGGGCCAAGCAAGCAUUCACCGUGGAGGAAUCCGGCGGCCUAGAUUUUUCCGCCGAUUUUCUCGCUCCCGUCGUCACGGGUACUUGGCCUGCGUUUUGGCUCGAUGGGGAGAAUUCCUGGCCUCCAGAGGUCGAUAUUGCUGAGUGGAAGGGUACGGGCGAUAUCAGUUUCAACACCUUUAAUACUUCCAGUGUGGUUACGGCUCUUGAUGUGGAUUAUCCUGAUCCGACGGAGUUCCAUACCGUUAAGGCUGAGUUCAGGGAUGAGAAUGGGAGUGAUGUUAGUAUUAAGUUCUAUCUUGAUGGGACUUUGAUCACUACGCAGUAUGCUAGUGGGCUUACGGGGCAGCCGUUGUAUUUGAUUAUUGAUUUGCAGAUGGAGGGGAGUAGUGGGAGUCCAGGUCCUACUGGAAGUAAGUUUGACUUAUUGAUUGCACGCAUGUUCGAAGCUAAUCUGUGA
This is a messenger RNA of Penicillium longicatenatum, 741 nucleotides long. RefSeq lists its product as uncharacterized. Gene Ontology annotation, molecular function: hydrolase activity, hydrolyzing O-glycosyl compounds. The record is from RefSeq and is a predicted model, not a curated record. Bases 1 to 741 code for a protein of 246 amino acids. Gene Ontology annotation, biological process: carbohydrate metabolic process. NCBI's taxonomy places the organism in Eukaryota, Fungi, Ascomycota, Eurotiomycetes, Eurotiales, Aspergillaceae. The transcript has a single exon.